GGCAUCAGCAAGGGCUGCCGAUGAAGAACAAAUUCAAGGACGCGAGAAGAUAUUCGGGAGAGAGCGAGCCUUGCUCACAAUGGCAGCGGAAUGGCGGACAGAGGCCAAGAAUGGAAAAAUGGAGGAGAGUGAAAACAAGAUCGCUCUUCUCCUCUCCGAUCUCACAGACCUCCUAACCAAGUGGAUUGCACAACAGGAGGACAUCCACAGCCUUGACGACAUGGUUCAGCAGCACAGACGGGCGUUAGAUAACCGCCUCCAGCAGCUGGAACAAACCAUCGCCACCCCCGUUGCUAGCUCCUCCAACACCUCCGAUCGCCUCGAGGCUUUGGAGAUUGACGUCGGAUCCCUCAAGGACGACGUGCAGUUACAGCACACCGCGACACAACAGUUGGAGCAGCGCAUCUGUACUGCAGCCGCCAACCCAAGUUCGGGACGGCGGGAGUCAACUCCAAAGUUCGAUGGUCAAGAGAUCUUCUGUGAUUCGACGAAGACGGACCCGAUUCUAUGGUUCCGCAAGUUUGAACUCAAGUUGCAGCUCUAUCUAGUCAGUGAAUACAAGCACCACACGUACUUAUACUCCCGGUCGGGAGGCGCAUGUCAAGCAUGGAUGGACAACCUCUUGUCCAAGUAUGGGGUGGUCACUGCAGAGUUGCACACCAAGAUCAGCUGGGAUGAUCUAAAGGCGGCGUGGCAUAAGCGGUUUCAAGUAGAGCCGCCGGAGAUCAAGGCAAUGGACAAACUCAUGGUCUUCGAACAAGCCGCCAACCCAAGUUCGGGACAGCGGGAGUCAACUCCAAAGUUCGAUGGUCAAGAGAUCUUCUGCGAUUCGACGAAGACGAACCCGAUUCCGUGGUUCUGCAAGUUUGAACUCAUAUUGCAGUUCCAUCAGGUCAGCAAAUACAAGCACCACACGUACUUAUACUCCCGGUCGGGAGGCCCAUGUCAAGCAUGGAUGGACAACCUCUUGUCCAAGUAUGGGGUGGUCGCUGUAGAGUUGCACACCAAGAUCAGGUGGGAUGAUCUAAAGGCGGCGUGCCAUAAGCGGUUCCAAGUAGAGCCGGCGGAGAUCAAGGCAAUGGACAAACUCAUGACCUUCGAACAAGGCGAACCGGUGACGUUCGACAUUUUGGACACAGACUUCAACAUCAUUCUGGGAAUGCCUUGGCUUGCAAGUGCGGAUCACAGGGUCAACUUCCACCGACGAACUCUUACCGUUCGCGACGCCUUUGGCGCCAAAGUGGCGUGUACUAUUCCUCUUCCGCACCCUUUGAUUCGGUGCCAAGUGGUGACGACCAAAUCAUUCCAGGCGACUUGUGCUUACGAGCAGCCCGAGGAAAUCGACCUAUGUUUCCUACGGACUGUCGCGGUAGCCAACUCUUCACCCACGGACUUGUCUUCGUACCCCCGGGUGGUGCGGUUCCUGGACAAGUUCGCCGACAUCUUCGAGUCACCUACUGGUGUCGUGCCGGAUCGGCCGAUCUCUCACUAGAUCAUUCUUGAGGCCGGUGUCCUGCCGCCGAAAGGUUGCAUCUAUCGGAUGACCGAGGAGGAGCUUGAAAUCCUCCGCGCACAACUCG
This is a messenger RNA of Chara braunii, 1580 nucleotides long. The record is from the annotation of a GenBank genome assembly. NCBI's taxonomy places the organism in Eukaryota, Viridiplantae, Streptophyta, Charophyceae, Charales, Characeae.